AUGUUCCUAUCUAUCUAUCUAUCUAUCUAUCUAUCUAUCUAUCUAUCUAUCUAUCUAUGUCCCCCUCCACCUAUAUAUACACCGUCUAAUAACCGGAGUUCCUUCCAUUACAAUAUACCCCAGUUGAUUACCGAUCUUCUCCACCUAAGUAUACACCACCUGAUAACCAGGGUCCUAUCCAUACAGUAUAAUCCAGAUGAUACCGCGGAUCUUCAGCUCCUCACUGAUUACCGGAGAUCUCUUUCACCUCAGUAUACGCCACCUCAUAGUCGGUGUUCCCUCCAUCACAAUAUACUCCAUCUGAUCACCGGUGAUCCCCUCCACCUCAAUAUACGUGAUCACCGGGGAUCUCUUUCGCCUCAGUGUGCACCUCCUGGGCAGCGGAAUUCCCUCCAUCACAAUGUACUCCAGCUGAUUACCGAGGAUCACCUCCACCUCAAUAUACUCCGCCUGAUCAUCGGGGACCUCCUCCACUUCAGUAUACUCCGCCUGAUCACUAGAGUUCACUCUUUCACAAUAUACUCCAGCUAA
Messenger RNA from Acanthosepion pharaonis, 531 nucleotides. NCBI's taxonomy places the organism in Eukaryota, Metazoa, Mollusca, Cephalopoda, Sepiida, Sepiidae. The record is from the annotation of a GenBank genome assembly.